UGAAACCCUAACGGGCCUUGGUUGAAGCUCGGACGGCUGUUCAUCAAGUAACGAUUCAUUCAAUCAGACCGCACUCUUCCAUUCAUAGACGCUGGGAAGUCCGGCCUCCUCGAUCGCAGCCUUCACUUCACCGGAAUCUCUACUGCUGUUAUCGGCUAUCAGCGGAGCCCUAACUCAGCAAACCGCUUCUUCCAAGCUCCGGCAAUACUGGUCAUCCUCUCUCCUUGACCUAUUAUUAUUCAAAAAAAGUAAGUAGUGAUUGAAUUGUAAUCCAAUCAUCAUUGUUCAAGAGAUGUCGUCACUAAGGAAUGCUAUUCAUAGACGGGAACACAAGGAGCGAUCUCAACCAUCAUCAAGAAAGAAAUUUGGACUUCUCGAGAAGCAUAAGGACUAUGUAGUUCGUGCAAAGGCAUUUCACAAGAAAGAAGAUGCUCUGCAGAAACUCAGAGAAAAGGCUGCGUCUAGAAAUCCAGAUGAAUUCUACUUCAAGAUGGUCAAUACAAAAACUGUUAAUGGAAGUCAUAGAAAAGAGAGUGAGGCGAAUAAAUAUACUCAAGAUCAACUGAUGUUGAUGAAGACCCAAGAUUUAGGUUAUAUUAUGCAGAAACUUCAAAGCGAGAAAAAGAAAGUUGAGAAGCUCACAGCAGUCUUGCAAUCCAUUGACAAUGAUCAUUCGGGCAAACAUGUCUACUAUGCUGAAGACAGGGAUGAGGCCAAAGAAAUGCAAUCGCAAACAUCAGAAAGUCGAAAAGUGCCUGGUUUGGACAAAUUGCCUAAUCACAUUAAAAAAAGAACAGCUGGGUCAUACAAACAACUUGAAAAACAUAAAAGCUUGGUGACUCAAUUGGAGACUGUAUAUACUGAGAUGUCCAUGAAGCAAGAACUACAGAAAAAGGGGCGUAAACGAAAGUUACGAGAAGAUGAGAUUGUAUGUCCUACUGAAAAACCAGUUUACAAGUGGCGUGCAGAACGCAAGCGAUGAAAUUUCAUAUUUCAUGGAUGUGUUGUCUUCUCGAUAUUACUAACAGUAAAAAUAUUUUGUCAACUUUGUUUGUAUUUUUGUACGUUUAGCCCAAAACAAAGGAAGUCUUAUUUUUCGCACAUUUGAUUAUCGGGAUUAUUGCUCUGCUUGUUUGUGUUAUGACAAGUGAAUUUUUCUUGCUUUUUA
Impatiens glandulifera is the source of this 1168-nucleotide messenger RNA. Its product is annotated as probable U3 small nucleolar RNA-associated protein 11. Bases 293 to 982 code for a protein of 229 amino acids. The record is from RefSeq and is a predicted model, not a curated record. Lineage: Eukaryota; Viridiplantae; Streptophyta; Magnoliopsida; Ericales; Balsaminaceae. Gene Ontology annotation, biological process: rRNA processing. The transcript is spliced from 9 exons. Gene Ontology annotation, cellular component: nucleolus; small-subunit processome.